AUGGUGGGUAUUCCAGCAGAAUUGCUGUCGAUCGGCGGAUUUGAGAAAUAUGGCUCUAUCGUAUCUCCAGAUGAGGAGAUUCAAAAGCUCGGCUCAAAAAGCUCCAAAGAUGCCAACCAGGGCACUGCAAUCAAGGUUCUAAAGGUGAGCCAAAACCAAAAUUUUUUCCCAAUAGAAUGCGGUGUCAAGGCCUCACAUUGGAACCUUUUCCGCUGUUUCCCACGCUCUCAUCUUCAAAGAAGGUUUUCCGAGUUCCCGGCCAACAAUCUGGUCGAGCACAGCAUAAAAGUACUGGAAAAACACCCUAAUAGCUCGCAAACAUUUGUGCCCAUGGGUCGCGUUGCUGACUCCGUAGCGUAUUUGGUGGUGGUGGCCUUGUCAAAUCAAGAAAACGAACCAGACUUGUCAACUUUGCGAGCUUUCACUUGCAAGGGAACCCAGGCUGUGACAUAUGGUGCAGGCGUUUGGCACGCACCAAUGAUAGUUCUUGGCAUUGAAGACUACCUCGAUUUUUCGGUGGCCAUCUAUGAACUAGGUGAUGAUUCCAAACCCGCAAUGGACCUGGUCGAGAGAUUCUAUCAGGACGGCGAAAUUCUUGUUUCUUUGAACGCAGUAUAG
Lachancea sp. 'fantastica' is the source of this 618-nucleotide messenger RNA. Lineage: Eukaryota; Fungi; Ascomycota; Saccharomycetes; Saccharomycetales; Saccharomycetaceae. The record is from the annotation of a GenBank genome assembly.